Balaenoptera acutorostrata (minke whale) is the source of this 6015-nucleotide messenger RNA. It is a transcript of the gene SUGP2, whose product is annotated as SURP and G-patch domain containing 2. The record is from RefSeq and is a predicted model, not a curated record. Bases 87 to 3377 code for a protein of 1096 amino acids. The transcript is spliced from 11 exons. Gene Ontology annotation, cellular component: nucleoplasm. Gene Ontology annotation, biological process: RNA processing. Gene Ontology annotation, molecular function: RNA binding. Lineage: Eukaryota; Metazoa; Chordata; Mammalia; Artiodactyla; Balaenopteridae.
GCCUCGCGCGGUGGCGGCGGCGGGUGAGGAACCUGAGGCGGCGGCGGGGGCGGCUCUGCGCGCGGUGGGCUCGGGGUCAGAGAAACAUGGCAGCAAGGAGAAUUGCGCAGGAGACUUUUGAUGCUGUAUUGCAGGAAAAGGCUAACCGAUAUCAUAUGGACCCCAGUGGUGAGGCUGUAGGCGAAGCUCUUCAGUUUAAAGCUCAAGAUCUUCUAAGGACAGUCCCAAGAGCCAGAGCAGAUAUGUAUGAUGACAUUCAUAGCAACAGCAGAUACACUCUGGGCGGAUCUGUAGCUCAUCCUCGAGACACUGGGAGAGAAGGCCUGAGAGGUGAUAUAUUUCCAGGACCUUCCUUCAGAUCAAGCAACCCUUCUGUAAGUGACGACAGCUACUUUCACAAAGAAUGUGGUCGGGACCUGGAAUUUUCCCACCCUGACUCCCGAGACCAGGUCUUCGGCCACCGGAAAUUGGGACAUUUCCGUUCUCAGGACUGGAAAUUUGCACUCCGUGGCUCUUGGGAACAAGACUUUGGCCAUUCAGUUUCUCAAGAAUCCUCCUGGUCACAGGAGUAUAGUUUUGGUCCUUCUGCAUUACUGGGGGACUUUGGCUCCUCCAGGCUGAUUGAAAAAGAGUGUUUGGAGAAAGAGAGUCGGGAUUACGACGUGGACCGUCCAGGAGAGGCAGACACUGUGCUCCGGGGCAGCAGCCAAGUCCAGGGCAGAGGCCGAGGUCUAAACAUCGUUGACCAGGAGGGUGCCCUCCUAGGAAAGGGGGAGACUCAAGGCCUGCUCACGCCUAAAGGGGGGGUCGGGAAACUUGUCAUGCUGAGAAAUGUGAGCACAAAAAAGGUACCCACUAUAAGUUGUAUCACUCCCAAAACUCAGGGCACUAACCAAAUUCAGAAAACCACCCCAAGUCCUGAUCUGACCCUGGGGACAAACCCAGGGACGGAAGAUGUCCAAUUCCCCACUCAGAAGAUCCCUUUGGGGCUUAAUCUGAAGGAUAUUCGGCUCCCCAGAAGAAAGAUGAGCUUCGACCUGAUAGAUAAGUCUGAUGUUUUUUCAAGGUUUGGGAUAGAAAUAAUCAAAUGGGCAGGAUUCCACGCCAUAAAAGAUGAUGUUAAAUUUUCCCAGCUUUUCCAGACUCUCUUUGAACUUGAAACCGAAACCUGUGCUAAAAUGCUCGCCUCAUUCAAAUGCUCCUUAAAACCAGAGCACAGAGAUUUUUGCUUUUUUACUAUCAAAUUUUUAAAGCACUCUGCUUUGAAAACACCCAGAGUUGAUAACGAGUUUUUAAACAUGCUUUUAGACAAAGGUGCUGUGAAGACCAAAAAUUGCUUUUUUGAAAUCAUAAAGCCCUUUGAUAAAUACAUAAUGAGGCUACAAGACCGGCUGCUGAAGAGUGUCACACCCCUGCUCAUGGCCUGCAAUGCCUACGAGCUGAGUGUCAAGAUGAAGACCCUCAGUAACCCCCUGGACUUGGCUAUUGCCCUGGAGACCACCAAUUCUCUCUGCCGGAAGUCUCUAGCUCUUUUGGGACAGACGUUCUCCUUGGCCUCUUCUUUCCGGCAAGAGAAAAUCUUAGAAGCCGUCGGCCUCCAAGAUAUAGCUCCCUCUCCUGCCGCAUUUCCAAACUUCGAGGACUCUACUCUGUUUGGGAGAGAGUACAUCGAUCACCUGAAGGCCUGGCUGGUCAGCAGUGGGUGUCCACUCCAGGUCAAGAAAGCCGAACCCGAGCCAACCCGAGAUCAGGAGAAAACGGUUCCUCCUACCAAACCUGAAAUUCAGGCUAAGGCUCUGAGUGGUCUGAGUGAUGAGGUCCCCCAGCGAGCAGACCACAAGGUGGUGGACACCAUUGACCAGCUGGUCACACGUGUUGUUGGAGGCAGCCUGUCUCCCAAAGAAAGAGCUCUUCUCAAGGAGGACCCUGCUUACUGGUUUUUAUCUGAUGACAGUAGUCUGGAGUAUAAAUAUUAUAAGCUGAAGCUGGCAGAAAUGCAGCGGAUAAGCCAGACCUUGCCAGGAGCAGAUCAGAAGCCGAUGGCGGCAGAAUGUGCAGUCCGGGCCAUGCUAUAUGCCCGGGCGGUCCGGAGCCUCAAGAAGAGGCUCCUACCAGGGCGGCGGCGGGGGCUGCUUCGAGCUCAAGGACUCCGGGGCUGGAAAGUGAGGAGAGCGACCACCGGGACCCAGACCCUCCUCUCCUCAGGCACCAGGCUGAAACACCAUGGCCGGCAGGCUCCAGGCUCCUUGCAGGGAAAGCCGCCCCAACCAGACAGAAAUGAUGCUGCCAAGGACUGCCCGCCAGACCCAGCCGGACCCUCUCCUCGGGACCCCAGCCCAGAAGCCUCAGGCCCAUCCCCCAAGCCAGCAGGAGUGGAUGUCUCCGAAGCCCCUCAGACCUCUUCUCCCUGCCUGUCUACUGAUGUUGAUACGAAGACAAUGGAGACUGCAGAGAAACUGGCCAAAUUUGUUGCUCAGGUGGGACCAGAGAUUGAACAAUUCAGCAUAGAAAACAGCAUUGACAACCCCGACCUUUGGUUUCUACAUGACCAAAACAGUUCAGCUUUCAAAUUCUAUCGAAAGAAAGUAUUUGAACUGUGCCCAUCGAUUUGCUUUACGUCAUCUCCGCUGAACCUUCAUGCCAGCAAGAGCGCCGAUUCUCAGGAGAGCCCCCUGGAGCCCAUGGAGGGGGAAGGAGAGUUUGAGGAUGAGCCCUCUCAGCACGAGGCUGAGCUGGAGAGCCCAGAGGUGAUGCCUGAGGAAGAUGAGGGCGAGGAGGAGGAUGAGGCGGAGGACGAGGAAAGGGGUGAGGAGGCCCCCACUCCUGGAGGGGCCUCCAGGCUGGCAGGAGGGUCGACCAAGUCCGAGGGCUCGGACGGCAGCCCCCAAGCUGAUGGCCUCCUGAGCGAGGUGGCUGAGGAUGGCCCGGCUGGUGCGCCUGCCCUGUCACAGUCCUCCUCAGGGGCCUGCUUCCCCCGGAAGAGAGUCAGCAGCAAGUCGUUGAAGGUCGGCAUGAUUCCGGCUCCCAAGAGGCUGUGUCUCAUCCAGGAGCCCAAAGUUCACGAACCAGUUCGAAUUGCCUAUGACAGGCCUCGGGGUCGUCCCGUGACCAAGAAGAAGAAACCCCAGGACUUUGAUUUCGCCCAGCAGAAACUGACCGACAAGAACCUGGGGUUCCAGAUGCUACAGAAGAUGGGCUGGAAGGAGGGCCACGGCCUGGGCUCCUGUGGGAAGGGCAUCAGGGAGCCCGUCAGCGUGGGAACUGCCUCGGAAGGGGAGGGGUUGGGUGCCGACGGGCAGGAGCACAAAGAAGACACGUUUGAUGUGUUCCGUCAGAGGAUGAUGCAGAUGUACAGACACAAACGGGCCAACAAAUAGGUAUGUGUGUGAGCUAGUGUGGGGGGCUUUCUGCCCAAGCUGAUGUUCUGGUACACAGAGACGCUUCCUCUAGAAAAGUUAGUGUGCCCCACUCAAAACCCAAACAUCAAAAUAUCACUCCCCCCAAAAGAUCAUAAAAUUUUGUGAGGGAAACAAGGAGUGUUUGGAUGUGGAUGUGUCCCACCUCUCACCUUCCAGGCUGAAGGAACGAGCCCCAUGCUCGCCAAGCGCCACUGCACGCAGCCCAUGGUGCGGCCUCAGCACUGGGCUCCCAGGUGCGACUGUACAUGGCCAUCUUGUGGAAACAAGCCACCACGGGAGCGGCCUGGUGUCUUGCAAGUAUGAAAACCAUUGGUGAGAAAGAUAAGGCUUGAAGCAGCAAUUACUCUUAAAACGCCACCUCUGUCCCGGAUCUGCCCUGGAACCAGUGCCCAAGUAGGUUUGGUGUGUACACGAAAAACAAACGUCUCUGCAGUUUCUGGUGCGGAGGUUCCACCCGCUGGCUUUUCUUUUUCUUAAAAAAAGAACGCACCAUUUCCAAUCUGCUUUUGCCUUUCACCCUCUUCCAAAUGCUUUUGGCAGCAAGUCUUCUCCAAGUCUCCCCUGGUUCCGCUCAGAAGGUGGGGCUGCCCUUGAAAGCAUCAGCGCCCUUUAAGUGCUCAGGAACCAGCUCCUGUCGGUUUUCCUGUCCCUGGACACAUUGCUCUCUAAAAGUGAUCUGCUAGCAAACUUGAUACCGAAACAGUCACAGAUCGUAUCUUCUCAAAUUUAAAUAGGGAAUAUAAAUCAGUAAUAAUGAGGUCUGUGCUCUGGUACCACAGCUGUCAGUCGGAGUGCUGAAGCUCUUUAAACAAGUGGAGGUACUGGAUUCGAUGAACGUGUUAUUUAUGGAGUCUCAUCUCUUAAAUGCGUCCCAAGAGACUUAACGAAAUUUCAGCAAUGUAUUCAGCAGCUGUAUUCAGUGGGGAGUAAUCAUUACACCGAUGAAACUUUCCCCAAAUUUACGUGUCUCUUAGAAUCCACAAAACAAACUAGUUUUUUUUUUUUAAACCACAUAUGGAGUCUCUCCUACAAAGGGGUGGGAGGUGUAAACUCUUCAAGACUCUUCAUUUUUUGCAUGUGUGGCAGUGUAAAGAAUUGUUUUAUUAGGGCCUUUGUACAGAGCAGAAAGGAUCCUCUUGGGGUGGGCUCUGCAGCUGUUUGCUAUUUCAAGGCAUAUGAUUGCCGCCCCUUCCAGCUUCUCGCACUCUGCCUCUUGCAACUACAUGCGAAAUUCUCAGGCUGUGGGAAUCUCUCAGCCCUUCCUCAUAAAGCAGCAGUGUUGAAGUUUUAAAUACAUGCUAAAAAUCUGGAAAACAGGAUCCUGCUGAUACUAUAAGCUUGGGGGACACAGCAGUGAGUUUCCCUGUCAGCCACUCGUAUUGGCUGUUGUGAAAUCCUUGCUUUCUCAAAGCCCGAGACCUCCUGGGCUGCAGUCCCAGGCUCCUCUGGAUCUGUCUUGUCUGUCUGGCCCACACUCACCAGCACAGCGUCACGGGCCUGUGCCAGCAUCUCACGUGCCCGCCUGAUGUUGCCCUUCUUCAUGCCACGGGUAGUCCCCAGGGCUCUGCUUGCUUCUGGUCACUUUUGUUGCUUUGGCAACUGGCAGAUCUUUAUGGCCACGGACAUGCUGGAGGUUCUUCAGCAGAGUUGAAAUAGCCCGCAGGGGUGGUGUGGUUUGGGGGAACCACAGCUAUGGGGGUUCACCUCCUUUCUCUUCUAAUCUUUCCAACAGCCUUCCACGUUGGCUGGGGGUCAGGUAAAGGGAUAGAACUCUGAGAACAGGGCCUCGAUCCAGCAUGGCCUUUCACAGAGCACCCUUUGGUGCUGAGUGAGGUGUGCACCCCCCAGCAUGGGUCCUGGCUCUUUCUUCAAGCGUAGCUUUGACCAUCAUAUUCGCUUUGUCCUAGUAUGCUCAUCCUUGGCUUUCUCUGCUUUUAUUUAUAAGUAAAAUACUUUAGGAAUUCCCGGGGUUUGAGCCCUGUUCCCACAGCCUCCUGCCACUCCUCCUCCUGGGGGUGUCCUGCUUUGAGCUGACACUGUGAGCCUUUGGCAGUCGUCAAAGGGAGCACCUACUUCUUGAGCCUGGAAAGUCCUGUAAGCACUCAGGUGGCGCUUCUGUGGAGUUGGCAUUGAGGCAGUGAAGGCAUUGCGUGGGCCGGGGAGGAGCGUGGUGGUGCGUCCCUGUGCCAGCUGUCGGCUGGGGACCAGCGCGCUGGCCCUCUGUGCCCGCCCUUGCCCUCUCCAGCAGAGACCGCUCUGCGGGGAGCACGCGUGAGAGCAAGUGCGAUGUGCAGUUGCAUAGCCUUGUCAAAGUCACAGUGUCUUUUCUGUCAUUCUAGUUCCAGGGUCUCUUCCAUGAGGACGACAGGCAUCCGGAAAGUGCUAACUCACCACUUUGGGUGCUUACUGUCUCUGCCUUGUUUCCAUCACUGGAAAUCAUAUAGAGAAAUUUAGCGUUUUUGGUCCUUGGUAAAACCUAGAAGACGUUUGUGAUGUUACAAAAUGGAAGCUUUGGGUUUUUUUUCUUUUUUUUAAUCUAAGAAGUUGUGGAUGUUGUUAAUCAUUUAGCAGUUGAAAUAAAUGUAGAGGAAACCCA